AUGGGGAAGGGAGACACCUCAGAAAUAACAUCAGUUACCCCAGCCUAUCGCUCUAUCAUGGAAGAGUAUGGUUAUGAGGUGGGCAAGGUCAUUGGCCAUGGCUCCUAUGGAACAGUCUAUGAGGCUUACUACACAAAGCAGAAGGUCAUGGUGGCUGUCAAGAUCAUCUCAAAGAAGAAGGCCUCUGAUGACUAUCUUAACAAGUUCCUACCGCGUGAGAUACAGGUAAUGAAAGUCCUACGGCACAAGUACCUCAUCAACUUCUAUCAGGCCAUUGAGACCACAUCCCGAGUAUACAUCAUUUUAGAGCUGGCUCAGGGUGGUGAUGUCCUCGAAUGGAUCCAACGAUAUGGGGCCUGCUCUGAGACCCUUGCUGGCAAGUGGUUCUCCCAGAUGGCCUUGGGCAUCGCUUACCUGCACAGCAAGGGCAUCGUGCACCGCCUGACCCCCAGCCUUUCUGCUGCUGGUAGGGACUUAAAGUUGGAGAACCUGUUGCUGGACAAGAGGGAGAAUGUGAAGAUAUCGGACUUUGGCUUCGCCAAGAUGGUGCCUUCUAGCCAGCCUGUGCGUAGUAGCCCUUCUUACCGCCAAAUGAACGGCCUUGCCCACCUCAGCCAGACCUACUGCGGCAGUUUUGCUUAUGCCUGCCCGGAGAUCUUGCUGGGCUUGCCCUAUAACCCUUUUCUGUCCGACACCUGGAGCAUGGGCGUCAUCCUCUACACUCUAGUGGUUGCACGUCUGCCCUUUGAUGACACCAAUCUCAAGAAGCUGCUGAGAGAGACCCAGAAGGAGGUCACAUUCCCAUCUAACAUCAACAUCUCCCAGGAGUGCAAGAACCUGAUCUUCCAGAUGCUACGCCAAGCUACCAAGCGUGCCACCAUCCUGGAUGUCCUCAAGGACCCCUGGAUGCUCAAGUUCCAGUCUGAGCAACCCACGAAUGAGAUCAAGCUGCUCGAGGCAAUGUCUCAGCACGUCAGCAACACUAAUCGCCACCAAUCCUUGGAAAUCACAGCUUGAAAAGGGCUGAGGUGGGAGCUGAGGAGAAAAGCUGGAGGGUCUUGGGGGGAAAUCUUUUAUAUAAAAAAUAAAUCUAA
Molecule: messenger RNA, 1094 nt
Organism: Microtus oregoni (creeping vole)
Lineage: Eukaryota; Metazoa; Chordata; Mammalia; Rodentia; Cricetidae
Gene: Tssk4
Product: testis specific serine kinase 4
Exons: 4
Coding region: 1-1017 (338 amino acids)
Biological process (GO): intracellular signal transduction; microtubule cytoskeleton organization; protein phosphorylation
Cellular component (GO): cytoplasm
Molecular function (GO): ATP binding; tau-protein kinase activity; protein serine/threonine kinase activity
Source: RefSeq, a predicted model, not a curated record